CAAAAUUCUCAGCUGCCCGCUUCAGCUGGCCGGGAUCGACGUCGUCGUUGAAGAAGAAAGAAAACCGGCAUGGCGUCGUCAGAGAGACGAGCGGAUCGAACGAGGGGGCAGAGCGCGAAAACCAGCGCCCGUGGCACGAGGGUACGAAUCUACACCGCACGAGGGUACCGCGCGGACCCCUGAGAGGUUCCUGUAAUAGGGUAGCUUCCCCCCCCUCCCCGAAACUACCACCGACCGCUUCCGGGCCGGUCGUUCGUUCGUUCGCUUGCUCGCUGACUGGCUGGCGCGGAAUUCACGGCUUAGACUGUCUAUCAAUGCCUACGGAGUAACAGCAACAGCAGCAGCAGCAGCAGCAGCAGGCGUCAUCAGGCUGGCCGACACCAAGCGACUUGGUGCGGCAUACGUCAACGAAUCACCGACACGAGCGGGUGUCUGCCGGGAUUUACGAACUACGUGCCCGGUGGAAUAUUAAAAAACGGGGACCAGCAAACGCGCCGUUUAGUACAGUGGUCGAGGGGGGAACACUUUUUUUAGAUAGAUUGUAAAAUCUAGAAUUUCAAGCGAUAUCAAGUCAAGUGUACCAGUAACCAAAUAGUGUACAUUUUAGUUGUGAUGAUACUUUUAUCAUUUUCAAGUCAUCUACAAUAUUGGAUAUUUGAAGGCGUGUUUCAAACAAAGGUGUUUCAUUUGAACAAACUUUUAAAUAUGUUUAUUUAUAUAAGUGGAAUGUACGUAACACCUCCGAAUGGCGAAUUGAGAGCGCCGAGUUUCGUCAUCCACGAGUGCCUAAAUACGAAAGUGUUUAUCUGUACUAUUCUAAUCCCCGUCCUUGAGGCGUCACCGGGAAACCGUGUUGCCGCCGUUGUCUUCGCCGAUGACUACGCCUGGAAACUUGGCCGUGGCCGAUUGAUCGCGACGGGGCCACUUUGCUUCUACCAACAAACUACGCGCCAUCGCGGAGGAAAAAUUAAGAGGUCGGUUGGCGGCCGAAAAUAAGGAGGAGGACGAUCGAAAGACGAAUAGUUGGAUCGAGGCGGAAUAGACAUUCGCAGAACGAUCCCGAGACGGACGAGACGCACCGACGUGAACACCG
Pogonomyrmex barbatus (red harvester ant) is the source of this 1093-nucleotide messenger RNA. RefSeq lists its product as uncharacterized. The record is from RefSeq and is a predicted model, not a curated record. Lineage: Eukaryota; Metazoa; Arthropoda; Insecta; Hymenoptera; Formicidae.